Messenger RNA from Papilio machaon (common yellow swallowtail), 2381 nucleotides. RefSeq names its product calcium-independent phospholipase A2-gamma-like. Gene Ontology annotation, biological process: arachidonate metabolic process. The record is from RefSeq and is a predicted model, not a curated record. Gene Ontology annotation, cellular component: membrane. The coding region runs from base 434 to 2197 and encodes 587 amino acids. The transcript is spliced from 10 exons. Lineage: Eukaryota; Metazoa; Arthropoda; Insecta; Lepidoptera; Papilionidae.
UCUACUGGGCGUUUUAAUAACAAACUUGUUCUCAUUGAAGCAACAUAUCUCUACUAUCAGUUUUCGGAAUUAUCUUUUGCAAGUGAAAUAAAGUGAAUGUUUCCGUACUAUCUACGUGAUUUGUUUUGAUUUUGUUAUGUUGGUAGCACUGAUCGCGCCACUUUACGUCAUUCGCGAAUUCUGUCAUUGAUCUAUUUUUAUUUUAACAAUAUUUAUUAACAAGGCUCAGCGCAGUGCGAUAGUAAAGUGCUCGAUACUGAAACAUUAAACUGGACCAGAAAUAUCUAUAUUAUCUAGACAUUUCGAUCUAUUAGUGCGCGUUCGGUUGUGGACGAAAACAGUAGUGUACGUGACUCGGAAAUAAUACGUGAAAAAUAAAAUAUUGUACUUUAUAUUUUACUUUAAUUUGUCGUAUAGUGUGUUGUAAAGUAACAUGUCGUCCUUCGGGGGACAAUGGAAAAUAAUACGCCACUAUUUAUCCAUGGCAAAUUUAAAUGCAGAAGUUGAAAAACUAAUGCAGAAAAUUAAACCCGCUACGCCCGAACAAUGGGAGAAUUUAAUCAAGAAAUUCGAAAAAGCAGUCUCAAUAAGAUUGACACAAAUUAAAGAAGGAACGAAAUCUAUUGACAACAGACCUGCUCAUGUAUUAAAUGCUUCCACAAUCGAAGGUACUACAAAAGAUGUACAGACAGAAAAACAAAAUACAAUAGAAAAAACAGAAGAAAAGUCACAGGCUGGACUUAGUGUAGGUUCGGAGGCAAAAGAGAUUACAUUCGAAAGUUUCCUACAAGGUUUAAAAUUGAAAAAAGAUUUGCAUUUUGGAAAAAUAUCCGAACAAAGUUGGAAAUCAAAUAAACCUAUUAUUACAAAGACAUCAAUACACUCACGUACAGCCUAUGUCAUAUCAGCAAUAGUGACUGCAGAGACACUGGAAUGUCUGCGGAAGAGGACGGAGCACUUUAUAGAUCAUCUAAUACAGUAUCCGGAAGCUAGGGAUUACGCUAUUAAGGAGGGUGCUGUCCGUGCUUUAUUACGAGUACAGAAUAAAUUAAGGGAUGACACAGAUAUGACAAGAGAAGUUAAAGGGAUUGUUAAUGAGGCCCUAGCCCUAAUGGGUUAUACUGGUCCUACAAAAGGUCCGGGUCCUAAUAUUUUGUCUAUUGAUGGUGGAGGUAUCCGAGGUAUAAUAGCCAUAGAAAUACUACGACACUUGGAGAAAUUGACCGGUCAAAAAGUACAAGAUAUGUUUGAUUAUAUCAUUGGAGUUAGUACUGGAGCUAUUAUAGCUGCUGUUAUUGGUAGCGGUGUAGGUAACUUAGACACUGCGAAUCAGAUGUAUCAUACAUUGUCUAAGAAGAUGUUUGGAAAUACCUCAAUUAUUGGUGGUACUUCUCGGCUGGUGUGGACGCACUCGUACUAUGACACUGAGGCGUGGGAGAAGAUGCUGCGAGAGAACUUGAGAGAUUGCACACUCACUGAGUGCAAUAGAUAUAACACGCCUAAAAUGGCGUUAGUGUCGUGUGUGGUGAGCCCGGGCUCUCGUCUAGCGCCGUUCCUGUUCCGUACAUACGAGUGCGGUUUCCGCGUACGGUCAGUGUUCGGGGGCACGGCGCGGGCCGCGGUGUGGCAUGCGGUGCGCGCCUCCGCAGCUGCACCUACUUACUUUGAUGAGUUCAAACUAGAUGGCGCUGUACAUCAGGACGGUGGUAUAAUGGUUAACAACCCAACUGGGGUAGGUUUACAUGAAGCUAAACUCCUAUUUGGGGCAAACUCGGUGAAAAAGGGUACAGUUAUUUCAGUAGGGACCGGCAGAGCUCUAAAUAAACAUUCAGAUUAUCAACUGAUGAGUAAAGGAAUGAAUAAAGAAGCUUCAAGUACAAGUUGGAAAGAUAAAUUCAAUAAGAUUUUAGACUCUGCGACUGAUACAGAAGGUGUCCAUUUAAUAUUAAACGAUUUACUACCCCCUGGUAGUUAUUUCCGUUUUAAUCCACCCUUAAUGGAGGAAUGUGCGAUGGACGAAAUAAAUCCUGAAAAAUUAAAUAAUCUAAUAACAGACACUAAUGCAUAUAUAAGAAGAAAUCAACAUAAAUUUGAACAAGCCGCAUACAUGUUGAUGAGAAAAAGGAGCAUUUCACAAAAAAUGGCGGAUUAUAUUUAUCAUAAGAGUCAAAUUAUGGGCAUCGUACAAACUAACUGACGUUCAGACAAUCAGCAAGAUCUUGAUACUUGCUGAUUUGUAAUAAACAGUAGAAUUGAUAUUAUAUCAGUAAUAGUCCAAAGAAAUACAGAAAAUCCAUUAACUUUGCGAAGUAAUCCAUAAAAUCCAAUAACUUUGCAAAGAAACUCUAUAUUCUAUAUUGACUGUAGCAAAGAAAUCUUUA